GACAAUGUGACAUGGGGAUUAGACAUGGCUACCGAGCACCCAACGCUUUUUUUCAAACGCUACAUUCACCCAGAGACAUAACAUUGUGCUAUGUAUAACAUUGCCAGUAUUGUGCCAAUGAAGAUAACGUCGAUAUGCUGCGUGUCUGCUUUCCCGUCUCGGCUGUUUCGCACACAAAUCAAACAUGACGCCUCAUAGCCUCAUCUAGCUCUGCGGGGGAUAAGAGGUGAAGUGUGCACGCUGUUUUCGCGCACCCGCAAUGUUCUUGACCUGCCAGUUAACCUCUACUAGGAAGAUGGGCUUUCUCUUGUCUACUCCUACGGGUAGUUUGCCGUGUAGCAGUUAUACGAGGAAGCAAACUGUAGAAAAUAGGUCGGUGGACAUGAACUUCACCAUUGAGGAGAGGGGCAAACCCAACACGGUGGACUACAGAAUGUUCUUCAAAAAUUCGAAUGGAAAAUACAUCUCUCCUUUCCAUGACAUACCAAUUUAUGCAGAUGAGUCUCAGAAUAUCUUCCAUGCUGUUAUUGAGGUACCAAGGUGGACCAAUGCAAAGAUGGAGAUUGCCACCAAAGACCCUCUAAAUCCACUGAAGCAAGACAUCAAAAAGGGUAACCUUCGUUACGUGGCUAACGUGUUUCCACACAGAGGAUACAUCUGGAACUACGGAGCCAUUCCUCAGACGUGGGAGGACCCAGGUCACAAGGACAAAGAUACCGAAUGCUGUGGUGACAACGACCCCAUCGACAUCUGUGACAUUGGAGACAAGGUUUGCUCGCGUGGAGAGGUAAUCAGAGUGAAGGUGCUGGGGACGCUGGCGUUGAUCGACGAAGGCGAAACUGACUGGAAGGUCAUCGUCAUCAACACGGAGGACCCAGAGGCCAACAGUUUUAACAAUGUCGAAGACGUAAGAAGACUGAAGCCGGGCUACCUGGAAGCUACAUUCGAGUGGUUUAAAAAGUACAAAGUGCCUGAUGGAAAACCCGAGAACCAGUUUGCAUUUAACGGAGAAUUCAAAGACAGAGACUUUGCUCUUAAGACUGUCAAGGAAACCCAUGAGUUUUGGAAGUCGCUGAUCUCCAAACAGACCAAUGCCGGAGAACUGAACUGCAUGAACACCUGUAUUACGGACAGCCCAUUCUGCUGCUCUUCUGCUGAUGCUAAGGCAGUUGUGGAUUCCGCUUGUGCUUUUGGCCCUGAAGACCCUAUUCCAAGUGCAGUUGAUAAAUGGUUCUACGUCUGAAUAAGAUAACAGAUCCAGAAAUGAAGAGCUGAAGAUCGUAACAAAUGCUUUCUGAAACAGUGCUGGGCCUGGAAUAACACUAACAUUGUAAAUAGGGAUAAUAAUGACCUCUUUGUAAAACUGCUGUUUGAAGAAAUGUUUGGAAUAUGUUCAGGUGGGAUGGAACAUUUUGAUUGCCUGAUGACAUCAGCAAGCAGUAAAUUGGUGAAUUGACCGAAAGAGCGCUCCAAACACACUUAGAACACUCCCAGACAGUCCUAGCUAAAUUCUUACUUAAGAAAUUUGCUUUGACCAGUUUAACAUUACAAACGUUCAGGUAACCAAGAUUAUUUUAUGUUUUGUUUCUCGGGUUCAAAUAGGCAUACUGAAUGUAUAUCAGUGAUACCUUCUUAGGAACGUUGUGUUCUUAACUGUAACUUUAAUGUGGUUUGAUACUCAAAAUAAAUUAUCAGUCAUCACCCUC
Molecule: messenger RNA, 1706 nt
Organism: Esox lucius (northern pike)
Lineage: Eukaryota; Metazoa; Chordata; Actinopteri; Esociformes; Esocidae
Gene: ppa1a
Product: inorganic pyrophosphatase 1a
Exons: 11
Coding region: 260-1243 (327 amino acids)
Biological process (GO): phosphate-containing compound metabolic process
Cellular component (GO): cytoplasm
Molecular function (GO): magnesium ion binding; inorganic diphosphate phosphatase activity
Source: RefSeq, a predicted model, not a curated record